GUCGCCCCUCGGUAGUCCGUCGCGGUUCUCUUCUUUAAUUGUGUGCGUCUGACAGUGAUGCUCGCCGUCGGUAGCGAGCUUAAAACACAGUGGUAACGCGCUGGCUUUGAACAAGGGAGGCGAGCAAAAAUCGACGGGAUUCACGAUUAACGAUUAUCGACGAUUAUUAAACGUUAAAAUUUGUUAUCCGGGUUACGGGUGUGUGCGUGCGUGUAUCGUAUAUGUUCGGGUCGUGUUUUUGUGAUAUUCUGUGAGCGACGACGACGACGACGACGACGACUACGACGACGACGACGACGACGACACAUGGAUACGAGUUAAACGUAAAACAGCAGUGUGUAUGUGUGUCCUAAUAUUGGGUCGAAAGUUCGAACGCGAAAUUUGAACGCGGAACGAUGACUCGAAAUGAGCUAGACAAGAGGAAGUAUAAAACGACGCCUCGAAGCGUCAGCUUAAAUAAAUAAUAUAACCGGGUAUUGGUAUAUUAAGAAGGUGGACUGUGGACGAGGAUUUGAAUGGACAAAAUAUAAUCCGUGGGAUGCGUGCGUUACACGCGUGUGUGUUAAAUACGCGAAAGGACACGUGUGCGCGGAUCAUAUAAAUCGAAUCGGGACUGAAGAGUCGCGACGAAGGAGAUCGGGCUGAUGAUGAACAGCCAGGAGAGAAGAACCGAGCAACAACAACGGGAAAGGAAAUAAAUUAAUAAUAAUAAUAAUAAUAAGUGACCGAGAGAGAAGAAUAUUCUGGUCGGUGUUAUCAAUCAAUCGAUCUAUACGUAUUACACGUACACACAUGUAGAGUGACACUGGUAUAGUAUACUGUGGGGAUAUGUAGGACAUGUACGUAUACCGAGUGAUUCGUGUAACGAGAAACGGUACGGGGCAAGAAUCGAGUGACUCGAAAGGGGGAUAUGCGCAUAUUUUUUUAUCCACGUCGUCCGCUCGUCGACUCGCUUUCAGUUAAACUGCUGCGCGGGGUCUCUUGGAAUGGAACGUUACUUAUACUCUGUUGCGGAACAUUAUUAAAAUAAUCGAGAAAUAUCGUUUGAAUUCACAAUUAUAAAAUCGUCAAUGCUUGGUUCCUCUGCGAUCUUGGCGAUUUCUAUUACGUUGAGAAUAAGCGAGGUGGGCAACAGAGUAGAGAUUUUCGAAAUAGUGAAAUGGCACACGGUAUACUAUGCUAGAUAGUAUCGUCUCGCGUCGAUGAGAAACCAGCAGACGAGACGACGGACACCCCCUAAUAUAAACGCGUGUAUGCAUACGGUGUUGAAACGCAGUUCAACGACGACAGCCCAUGAUGGUCGACUGGAGGGGCGGAUUCACGAUUAUCGUCAACCUCCACCUCGUUCAAGUACCCUCUUUUCGGCGGUGAAUGUUGCUUGCGGGGGCCACGUUGCUUGCCACCGGGCUUGCCACCACCACCGGGUGUGGUUGUGCAAUUGACAGUGCCAGUGCCGUUGACAGUGACAUUAAUAGGAGAAGGAGGUAUCGUCAUCGUGAAUCGUUAUCGUGAUGACUACCGCGGCGGAGGAGGAGGCCAGCGAGCAGCCCACUACGGCGGUCAACGUGGACGAAUGUCUCAAGGAACGGAAAUGGUGGUGCUUCUUGUUGUCGAGCAUAUUCACCUUCCUCGCGGGAUUGCUGAUCGUUCUGCUAUGGCGGGCGUUCGCGUUCCUCUGCUGCCGGAAGGAACCCGACUUCGCCCCGAACGAUCCCAAACAGAAGGAACAGCAGCAGAAAGGUCCGGGGGGCCAGAGGGGCGGGAACAGGGAGUUCGAGGGGACGUUCAUGACCGAGGCCAAGGACUGGGCCGGUGAGCUGAUAUCCGGACAGACCACCACCGGCAGGAUUCUGGUGGUAUUAGUUUUCAUUCUCAGUAUAGCGUCGCUUAUAAUAUACUUCAUCGACGCCUCCAGCGAGGAGGUGGAACGUUGCCAAAAAUGGAGCAACAACAUCACACAGCAGAUAGACUUAGCUUUCAAUAUAUUUUUUAUGGUCUACUUUUUUAUACGCUUUAUCGCCGCCAGUGAUAAGCUGUGGUUCAUGCUGGAGAUGUACUCGUUCGUCGACUACUUCACAAUACCGCCGUCCUUCGUGUCGAUUUACCUGGAUCGCACGUGGAUAGGGUUGAGGUUCCUCAGGGCCCUUAGACUGAUGACGGUACCCGAUAUACUCCAGUACUUAAACAUUCUAAAGACGUCGAGCUCCAUCAGGUUGGCGCAGCUCGUCUCGAUAUUCAUCUCGGUUUGGUUGACAGCCGCCGGCACUCCAGGUUUGCUGGAAAACUCGGGAGACCCGUUCGAGUUCACGAACCCUCAACAGCUCUCGUACUGGACCUGCGUGUAUUUUCUGAUCGUGACCAUGUCGACGGUGGGAUACGGCGACGUUUACUGCCAGACGGUUCUCGGCCGAACAUUCCUAGUAUUUUUUCUACUCGUCGGUUUGGCAAUAUUUGCUAGUAGCAUACCCGAGAUAAUAGAGCUCGUAGGCAGUAGGUCCAAGUACAGCGGCGAGUACAAGCGGGAACACGGAAAGAGGUAUUCAAAAUCAAUCAAUCAAUCAAUCAAUCAAUCAAUCAAUCAAUCAAUCAAUCAAUCCAUCAAUUAGUUCAUUAAUAAAUACGUAGACGACUAUUCAAUGUCUUGCUAUUCGUAUUCUGACUCUACUCUACUCUACUGAACUUCAAAUACUUCACACUGAUCAUGUUCUAUAAUUCCACUUCUAUACACAUAGUAAUACUUAUAAUACCUACCUAACACUGUGAGAUUAAUAUUACAUGGUAUUUUAUAACGUACGUGUAACGUAACAUUUUACAUUAGAUAUGGUGCAUACAUACAUACGGUAUGGACAGAGUCGCGUAUUAUAGUACACACGCGAGUGUUACGUGGUAAGUCGAUAAACAUUCGGAAAAAUUUUCAUUCUCUCAUCAAUUAUCUCAAAUUCAAUCGAUCCCCGUGUAACUAAAACUCGUCUCACUCACGAUCUCUUCUGUCGUGUUUAAGUAACUGAACCCAACGUGAGCAUCAAGGUAAAAAUUGAUUGAAGUGAGACACGCUGUAUACAUAUCUUUCUCUAUUUUCCCAUCCUCUUCUCUCUCUCUCUCUCUCUCUCUCUCUCUCUCUCUCUCUCUCUCUCUCUACGUUACUUUACUUUCAUUAAAUUGAUCCACGAGCCAAGCGAACAACUAGCGUGAAUUAAAUGCAACAGAGUAGAGACGUGUACUCGUUAUAUAUGUAUACACGGACACAUGCUCGCUACGAGUGCGUAUCACUUGUGGCAUAUGCUUGCGUAGUGUGCGUGUACAUAUAUGCGUACAUGUAUGUACAUAUGCGCUAUAUAGAUUAGAAUUUAUUGUUCUUAUGUACGUGUGUGUGUUUAUAUAUAUACAUGAAUUUAUUGUAGUGUAUAUAUACACGCACACACGUUUGCACGCAUUUUGCACAUAUAAUCUGCUGCCUAUAACAUACUAUAUAUACAUAUAUAUAUCAGGUAUAUUAUAUAUGUACGUAUAUACACACACAGACACCGUAGCAUUUACUUAGUAUUAGCUAUAUUAUACAUGUAUAUGUAUAUACAUAAUUAUUAUUUGCCGACAGAUAGACAUAGUUAUAUGCAAUAGACGUUUAUAUCGAUAAUAAUACACGUAGAUGCAGUUAAUCAAAGAAUUUUAUUCUCUACGCACAUGAAAGUGUGAUUAUCGAAUUUUGUUUUAUAUGUAUACGGACCCUCACUUGAGCUGGGUAUCUAAAUUAUUUCCGGUCCUGCCCGAUCGUAAGAGAUAAUUAUUGGCCAAAAUAUUUCAAGGCGUGCAUCGGUUACUAUCGGUACGCGUACUAUACUCGGCUGUUUGAGUGAGCACCUACGGUAAAGAGAUGUUAAAUCGAGGAAAUAAGCUACACUCGAAACUGAGUGCAGAAAUAAUAAAUGACGAAGCUUGAUGUGUAACGUCGUCGACUAAUUACAAUUGUUUCGUAAUUCCGUAGCAUCGUAGCAGCUGAGCACGUGUCACUCGUCGACGCAACACUCCACUAUUUAAUUCAUUCGACUCGUCCAUGCAAUGAGAGAUCUCUUCGUUUUUUUCCAUCGCCGUCAUGUACGCGCCUUGAAAUCGUUUAAGGAUGUAUUGGCUAUACAGUCAAUCCCAAAAGUUUAUAUAUUUUAGA
Ceratina calcarata is the source of this 4162-nucleotide messenger RNA. RefSeq names its product calcium-activated potassium channel slo (gene slo). The transcript is spliced from 7 exons. Gene Ontology annotation, cellular component: postsynaptic membrane. Lineage: Eukaryota; Metazoa; Arthropoda; Insecta; Hymenoptera; Apidae. Bases 1512 to 2606 code for a protein of 364 amino acids. Gene Ontology annotation, biological process: potassium ion transmembrane transport. Gene Ontology annotation, molecular function: large conductance calcium-activated potassium channel activity. The record is from RefSeq and is a predicted model, not a curated record.